Maudiozyma saulgeensis is the source of this 1353-nucleotide messenger RNA. NCBI's taxonomy places the organism in Eukaryota, Fungi, Ascomycota, Saccharomycetes, Saccharomycetales, Saccharomycetaceae. The record is from the annotation of a GenBank genome assembly.
AUGAUAGGUCGUACUUUGUAUAAGAAUACUAUAGCAGCCAUGAAACAGAAAGUUAUAGUUAUAGCAGGAACUACAGGUGUAGGAAAAUCUCAAUUAGCUGUUGAGUUAGCUACACGCUAUAAUGGUGAAAUUAUUAAUAGUGAUGCUAUGCAAGUGUAUCGUGAUAUACCAAUAGUAUCAAACAAACAUCCAAUGGAAGAGAGAAAGGGUAUACCUCAUCAUGUAAUGGAUUUUUUACCUUGGGAUAAAGAAUAUUAUUUACAUCAAUUUGAAAUUGAUGCUCGUAAUGCAAUUGACGAUAUUGUCUCUAGAGGUAAAUUACCAAUUAUUGUUGGUGGUACUCAUUAUUAUUUACAAUUUUUAUUUGAUAAAUAUGUUAACACUAACACAACUGAUGACCAUAGUAACACUUCUCUUUCAGAGAUAGAUCAAAAUAGAGAAGUUACAGAAUCAGAACAAAUGAUACUAGAUAGUCGUGAUAAAAGUAAAAUAUUCGAGACGUUACAAGAAGUAGAUCCGCAAAUUGCUUCAAGGUAUCACCCAAAUGAUGAACGUCGUGUACGUCGUAUGCUUGAAAUAUAUUUCACAACAGGUAAACGACCUAGUGAGUUAUUUGCUGCUCAAGCAAAACAAUUAAGGUAUGAUGCAUUAUUCCUUUGGUUAUACAGUGAUCCUAUACCUUUAGACACUAGAUUGGAUUCUCGUGUAGAUGAUAUGGUUAAAAUGGGUGCAUUAGCUGAGAUCGAUCAACUUUAUAAAUUCUAUCUUUCUCAACCUGAACAUAAUGACCAUGGUGGUGUAUGGCAAGUCAUUGGUUUUAAAGAAUUUUUACCAUGGUUAAAAGAUGAGAAAAGUAAUGAUAAAUUAUGGGAUGAAGGUGUUGAUAGAAUGAAAUUACAUACGCGACAAUAUGCACGUAGACAAAUCAAAUGGAUUCAAAAGAUGUUAAUACCGGAUAUUGGUGGUGAUAUUUAUGUAUUAAAUGCGACAGAUUUAUCUCAAUGGCAUCAAUUAGUUGGCGAUCGGGCAUCGGACAUAGCUGCAAAUUUUUUAGAUAAUAUGAAAGAUGAUGACAUAAAGGGUAACGAAAAAAAAGAGAUGAUUCGUGCACCAAAAGAGUUAAUACAUUUGAUCUCUAAUGAACAAACCAUUGGGAAAAAGAGGGGAAUUUCAAAUGAGGACUGUCAACAUUUUAUUUGCGAUAUUUGUAAAGAUCAUGAUGGAAAUAAGUUAAUUGCUAUUGGCUCUAAACAAUGGGAAACUCAUUUGAAGAGUCGUAGACAUAAAGGAAAUUUGACAAGAGGUAGUAAAAAAGCUGCAUAUGAAAAAUGGAAAAUGGCUCAACAGAAAUAA